UUGAGAUGAUGCAGGUGCGCUUGUUGAAUCACCAAUAUUAUGAGAAGAGUAACUUUACAAACAAUGCAUAAAUGAUUAUGUAUCUUGAUUAAUUUUCAGAUUGAAAGAAAUACAUCCAAAUACAGGAUGCUAUGGAGAUCGAAAUUUCCAUUUGUCAAGAACGCCAGCAGCCUUGCUGAGUCAGAGUUGUCUGAAGUAAGGUCCGAAUUAAAUUGUUCAGAAUCCUUAUCAUUCUACAGAAAUGGAACAUAUCUGGAAUCGAACAGUUCCAUCGCAAUCAUCGGAACAAAUGAAGUUUACCACGUGGACCAGUUCCUUCAGGAUGACUCUGGAAUUUUUGUGUGCGAGAAAGAGGCAUGGUUUGACUUAUACGACAUCCGGGUAAUGUCAACGAUUGUAACGUUUACAAUUUCUGUCACAUGCCUUAUUGUAGCCUUUCUAAUCCACAUAUGUACAAAGACUUUCCACUCCACACAUGACAGGUGCAUGAUGUCAUUCUCGGUGGCGCUGUUUCUCGCUCAGACCGCUUCAUUAGUCCCUCACAUCACCUCAAAUUUCUGUAAAGCUAACGCCAUUCUUCUCCAUUACCUGUGGCUCUGCGUGUUUAACUGGACAAGUGUCAUGGCGUUUGAUUUGGCCUACACGUUCAGCGUCUGCCGGAUAUCUGUUUUGAGAUCCAACGUCAGUAAAGCAUUCUUCAAAAAGUACUCGCUUUUUGGCUGGCUCCUACCACUGGCAAUCGUUCUGGUCUGUGUUCUUUUAGAUCUCUUUGACCCUUCUGUGGAGUUUGGAUACGGUUCAAAAGGACAUUGUUGGAUUACAAACAAGACUGCUGUGUACAUCAGCACGACCACUCCUGUUGUGAUCUGUCUCAUUUUUAAUUUCAUCUGCAUAGGAGUAUCGGUGUUUGGAAUAGAACAACUGAAAAAGCGAUCUCUGGAAGUUCAGAAGAAUAAAAAAGACUCUACCAGAUGCACUAUAUAUCUCCAAAUCUCAGUCAUGCUUGGAGUAACAUGGGUCUUGGCAUUUAUCGUUAUAGCUUUUCCGUACCUAUGGUUACAAGUGACACACAACAUUAUCAAUGGUUGUCAAGGUGUUUAUGUUUUGGCGAUGACGUUGAAACACCCAAAAGUUGUGAAAGGUGUGUCCAGAAGAUUUCAGAAAUACAAACUCUCGUACAGCAAAACAAAAUCCACGACUGUUUCUACAUUAGCGAUCAACAAACUCAACACAACACUAAGUUAUCGACACUCCGUCUAAAGUGGCGUUUUUAUAUUGAAACUUUGUUCAAAUAAAAGAAAACGUGGUGCUAUCAGUGACGUCAUAUCCGUGCGAUUUAAUCUUUAUAGUUUUAUAUUCAUGCUGGUCACUUUAUGCAACAUAACCAAGAUGGAAUUUUCUUGUAAACGUGUUACAUUAAUGUAAAUUAAUAUCUUCAAGGCGACAUAUUUCAUGAGAACUUGACUGAGAGAACAAUACUGACAUCGUUGUCAAGGUUGUAAUUAUCAAGUAAUAAAUAACCUCGUUUUGAACAACAUUAUUUGAUAAAUUGUUUUUUCCAUUAAAAAUAUUGAUUUUAAAAAGAUAUCCCCAAUGG
Molecule: messenger RNA, 1597 nt
Organism: Ostrea edulis (European flat oyster)
Lineage: Eukaryota; Metazoa; Mollusca; Bivalvia; Ostreida; Ostreidae
Product: G-protein coupled receptor Mth-like
Exons: 1
Coding region: 127-1260 (377 amino acids)
Biological process (GO): G protein-coupled receptor signaling pathway; cell surface receptor signaling pathway
Cellular component (GO): membrane
Molecular function (GO): G protein-coupled receptor activity
Source: RefSeq, a predicted model, not a curated record